Messenger RNA from Penicillium taxi, 2940 nucleotides. Its product is annotated as glutamine amidotransferase subunit DUG2. Gene Ontology annotation, molecular function: peptidase activity; protein binding. The transcript is spliced from 6 exons. The record is from RefSeq and is a predicted model, not a curated record. The coding region runs from base 1 to 2940 and encodes 979 amino acids. Gene Ontology annotation, biological process: proteolysis; glutathione catabolic process. Lineage: Eukaryota; Fungi; Ascomycota; Eurotiomycetes; Eurotiales; Aspergillaceae.
AUGGAAGAUGAUUCAGGAAACAACUCCGACGUAGAGGAUCUGUCCAAAACAUGGGGAUCCGACGCUCGGCCGAUUCAUACUCCGGUCGCUUCCGAAGAAGCCCAUACUGACUCGGAUUGCGGUAUUGCCCACCGUGUAUUGGCAAGCCGCUCUGUCUUGGCCUUGGUUAUAGAUGAUGAUUGUGUCUUUGCUGGUUUGCAAGGUGGUGACAUUGUGGCCUGGUCCCUGGAGACGUAUGACCACGUUCUAUCAGUUCAUGCUCACAAGGAAAGUGUACUCGGACUCUAUCUGUCCGAUGAUGGCAAUCUAUUAUUCUCAAGUGGAGGCGACUCCAUAGUCAAUGUCUGGUCAACGAGGACAUUUGCUCGACUGUACUCCAUCCACUCAUAUCAUGAUGUGGGUGACAUCUUCACGCUUGCGUAUGUCGCAAGCAACCAAACUAUUUACUGCGGAACGCAGAACACCAGUAUUCAGUGGUGUGAAUUGUCAGACGAGGGCUCCUCAAUUAAUCAAGCAUCAGUGGCGAAUCUGUCUCAACGGACUCAUCGCUUCUUUGACUCUCGAGGUCCGGAUGGAACUAAAGCCCCCGGGCCAUCGGAUGGAGUUCGCUCCGUGACAGAAGGUGGCCGAGUAUUGACUUUUAAGCGUGACCAUCACAAACUGUUUGCACACCACGGAUACAUCUACUCCAUGCUUCUGGUCAAGGGGUUGAUUGAAUCAGCUCCCUCUGAAGAAGCCUUGUUAACCGGUGGUGGAGAUGGUGUAGUGAAGCUGUGGCGCCUCGGCCAGGAGCCGGGAGCUGCACCGAACCAGAUAUCGAAACUACAGAACGGAGACCCGGUGCUGUCAAUCGCUGUAGAAGGAUCUUUGCUUUAUUGUGGCCUUGCAGGCGGGGCUUUGAACAUCUGGAACCUCGAUUCGCAGCAGUUGGUCAAGCGAAUCGUCCGCCAUACUGGCGAUCUAUGGGCGGUCAAUGUGAUCCAGGGAGUUGCAAUCUGUGGUGAUUCAACAGGAACAGUCAAGAAAUUCAACUCCCGAUUUGAGGAAGUCGGUAGCUGGGUCGCUCAUGAGGGUACCAUGCUGGCAUCAGCCGCUGGCCGCGUGAAAGACCGCCGCAUCUAUGCCUCUGGAGGAAACGACAAUACCGUUGGGAUCUGGGAUUUAACCGAGUUCUUCCUCUCCCAGGACGACUUGCCUCCCAUCAGCAACGACGAAAUGGUCAACACACUUGCCAAAUUUGUAUCUUUCAAGACCAUCUCAGCAAGCCCGAAGUUUUCUGGCGAGUGCAACCAAGGAGCUGCUUUCCUUCGCCGACACUGCAACUACCUUGGUGCCAAGACCAAACUACUGACUACAGGCCAAGAUACCAAUCCCAUUGUGUAUGCGCGUUUCAACGCUACCUCAACCGACAAUGUGAAUAAGACUAUUCUCUUCUACGGCCACUACGAUAUUGUUGGUGCCGAUACAAAUCGCCUCAAGUGGAAGUCAGACCCGUACCAACUGACAUCAAUCAAUGGGUUCCUAUACGGCCGUGGCGUAUCCGAUAACAAGGGUCCCAUUCUUGCCUCUCUAUACGCUGCGGCCGAUCUUGCUCGGACAAAGUCACUACGGUGCAACGUCGUCUUUUUGAUUGAAGGUGAAGAGGAAUCUGGAUCUCAGGGCUUUCACGAGACCGUCAGGGAGCACAAAGCCCAGAUUGGCCCGGUAGAUUGGAUUCUUUUGGCGAACAGUUACUGGCUAGAUGACUUCAACCCCUGCUUAACCUAUGGACUGCGCGGUGUAGUGCACGCCAACUUGGUUGUGACAAGCGACCACCCCGAUCUUCACAGCGGUAUCGACGGCAGUGCACUGCUAGACGAACCCGUCAAGGACCUUUCCCUUCUGCUCUCGACAUUAGUUGGCCGAAAGGGCCGCAUCAACCUACCAGGAUUCCACGACCCGGUCCGCCCGCUGACGGGAGCCGAGCAGAAGCGGUUCGAGGCCAUUUCUGACGUCCUGCUACCCCAACACCCCGAGAUCCCAGACAGCCAGGCGCUGAUCAAAUCGCUGAUGUACCGAUGGCGCGAACCUUCUUUCACUGUUCACUCGAUGGAGGCCCCAGGAAAAAGCGGAGCAACCACCAUCGCCCGACGAGCCAAGGCCAGCCUUUCAAUCCGCAUAGUGCCAGAUCAGCAAGCCGACGACGUAGCAGCGAACCUAACUGCAUUCGCCGAAGAGCAAUUCGCACUACUGGAAUCACAAAACGACCUAACAGUUGAAAUCACCGGCAAAUCAGACCCAUGGCUCGGAGACCCGGACAACGAGAUCUUCGCCACUCUAUCCGAAGCAAUCACCGCCGCAUGGGCUCCCAGCCAGCAACCUUCAAAACACGACUACCCCGUGCCCAAGCCACUGGUAGUAAGCAAAGGCCACGCAGCAACAAGCAAGCCGCCCAGCAACCCCGCCGCCAUCUUUCGCAAGGAUUCCUCAGAUAGUCUCGCCUCUCACGUCGACCGCGUGAUAACAUCAACAACAACCAGCUCAGCCGGAAAAAAUGCGGCCAGAAAACACUCUGCCCAGUCAUCAGCUGCAGUCCCAACCUCUUCAACCCUCACCAAAGCCACAACACCAACCGAUGAAACAGCUCCGCUACCUCCUCUAUCACCUACCAGCACUGACGCCGCUGCUCCAGAUAGCACUGAACAGAAGAGCGGCACACAGAGCACUGCCACCACCUCCACCACCCGUCCAGCUGUGAAACCUAUCUUCAUUCGUGAGGGCGGGUCCAUCCCAACUAUCCGCUUCUUGGAGAAGGAGUUUUCAGCUCCGGCUGCCAAUCUGCCUUGUGGACAGGCUAGUGAUAAUGCCCAUUUGAAUAAUGAGCGUAUGCGCGUGGAGAAUCUGUAUAAGAGUCGAGAGAUCUUCCGUUAUGUUUUUGCUAAUUUGGUUGAUAAGACGUGA